Molecule: messenger RNA, 2424 nt
Organism: Fusarium musae
Lineage: Eukaryota; Fungi; Ascomycota; Sordariomycetes; Hypocreales; Nectriaceae
Exons: 3
Coding region: 1-2424 (807 amino acids)
Biological process (GO): carbohydrate metabolic process
Source: RefSeq, a predicted model, not a curated record
AUGGAGAAUUCACGGGAGACCCGCAGCGCACCAAAGCUCGUUAUCCCAAAACGAAUUUUGCGAACUUCAGGAAAUGUUUCAAGCGGAAAGGAGGUGCCGUAUUUUACCUUGAGCAAUGGCGGCUCUAAGGACAAGGCGGAAGUCAUCUUUGACUAUGGCCGAUGCGAAGGCGGCUUUCCUGUCUUCGCCAUUGAGUCUGCAACAGCGUCCGAAGGACAGCAACAAGUCGCGUUUCAAGUCACUUACAGUGAGACUGUAGAGGGAAUUGACAGCGAGAAUGGCGAUGGCCCAUUCUUCUUGUUCUCCAAUGCCAUGGACAGCUAUCGAGUUUGCCAACACCACGUCACCGCCACGAACGAUACUCAAACCGUCAAACCUCGAUUUACUCAAGCGUCCCAGAGGUAUCAAAAGAUUACGCUGCUGGACUCCAACUCGAGUAUCGUGUUCUCCAAGGUCGGCUUCCAAGCCGUGCGUCCUGAUGCCACUGUCAAAGCCAACUUCCACUGCUCUGACGAAACCAUCAAUCGUAUCUGGAGAGAUGGUGUUCGAACCGUCGACUUGUGUACCGUCGCUAGAAAAGAGACUGUUCCAGCAUGGGAUGUUACUGACGAGGGCACUCGUGUUUACGGAAGCCACUGGGCACCGUGUCGCCAGGGUACGAGAUGGAAGGACUACAAGGUCACGUUCUUGACAAAGGUUGAGGAACAUGGUGCGAGCUGGGCAGUUCGCAUGAUUACAAACGGUCUCAUAUUCUGCUUGGAUACCAGGAGCAGAACGUUGACAGCCGUGGAGGGACUGUCGAACAAAUCAUCUAUCUUACCGUCGAUUGAGAGAGGGUCAUGGCAAUUGCCAGAGACCCUGGACCUGUCAGGAUGGUUGACCAUCGAGACCAUGGCGUUGGAAGAUCGCGUUACUGUCACUAUUGGAGGCGAUGAGGUUGCUACUGUCAGGGACAUUUAUGUGAAGGCGAUGCUUGGAAACGGGCUUGUCAACAACGGCUCUAUCGCAUUUGGUGGGCCGCCGGGUUGGGUUGCACUCUACCGAGAUCUAUUAGUCGCAGAUCACGUCGGACAGAUUCUCUACGAGAACUCGCUAUUACUGCCCGAUGCUCUUCAUACGUUUGAUGACUUCCAGGUUGGAACAAACAAGCUCGCCUGUAUCAUUGAUGGUGCAAAGAGAGACCGAGCUUCCUUCGGUGGUGAUGCCUUUGUUACCGGGCGGUCGAUUGCAUACUCCACCACUGACUUUGAAGCGUGGAAAGGGACUAUACAGCUUCUUCUCAGUCACCAAACCAAGGAAGGGUAUCUUGGCAACCUCUGUCCCAUCCAGGCUCCAGAGCACGAUGGCGCAGACGACCCGCCGCACUACGGUCACUACAGUCUGACGUAUGCACUGUUACUGGUCGUCUCGAUCAAGGAUUACUGGCUGCAUUCGGGCGAUUGGUCUCUCGUUGAGAAGUCAUAUCGUCAACUUGAACGACAGAUGGAGUUUACAAAGAGGUUCUUGAAUUCUGAUGGUUUGGUGCAAGCCCCGCCGUAUCUCUCGAUGACGUGGUUCCCCAUGGGCGGCCCUGUCUUUGGUGUCUCAACCGGACUGAACCUUGCAUAUCUUGAUGCCCUAAAUGCCAUGGCAUCAAUGUCUACAAAUAGUGAAGCCGCAUCUCAAUAUGUCUCUCAAGCAGCGGCUCUGAAGGAAUCCUUGAUCCGUAUGCUUUCGAAUAAUGAGCAAGGUACCAUGCGACCUGCUCUAUCUCUGGGCCCUGACGGAGUCUUCCAAGACGUCAACGCGUAUGCUGCGACUCUAGGUGUAUCCCCAGACCAUCCAAAAUUGGUAGAGGGCAUAUUUCCAGCCAGUGAAUCUUUACCUUCCGCAUUCAGAGGUCUCGAUAAAUGGGACAAGUUUGGACUUACCAGUCCCUACGCAUCUGGCUUUGCACUAGAAGCUCUCUUCGCUAAGAGCGAGGGCAUGAAGGCAUUAGAGCUGUUAUCUCAGGUAUGGGGCGACAUGGCGGACCAGGAUAACCCGAACUACUCUGGGGCUCACUGGGAAGCUAUGAAAACUGAUGGUUCGCCUUUCAAUCAUGAUGUAUCACUUGCUCAUGGGUGGUCUUCGUGGCCAGUCUUUCUGCUACCAAGAUAUCUUGCUGGAGUAUAUCCUCUCGAGGCUGGCUGGAAAGGGAUUGGUGUCGAGCCUGUUCUUGCAGGCCUGGAGGAGGUGGCAUAUUCACUCGAGACUCCUCAAGGGUCCUUUUCAGCGGUAGUACGUGUGAGUGAGGCGCAGGGACAAGGCAGCAUUAAGCUGUUAGUACCUCAUGGUAGUACUGCCGUAGUCAAGGCUCCGGAGGGCUGGAGUUUGGAAAAUGAUGGUGUAAUUCAAGGCUCUGGAACAGAGAUAUCUGUAAAGCUGUUAAAGCAGGGCCUAUAG